GGCUCGGAGGUGCUGGACGCGCAUGCGCAGUUGUUGCUGGGAGAUGCCGCCCACUUUCACAAGGAAUACCGGGAGUUGUAGUCUCCCGUUUGUCGCUUACAGCGGUAGUAGGAGGAAGGGACUAUGGAAACUAUAACCAGAGUGAGAUUUAACAAUGUGCGACAACACUGCUAAACCAGCAGAAGAUGUGUGAGCGGAUGGCAUAACUGCUAGACCACCAUGAAGACCUGCGUCCUGUGGCUAUUACCCUUGCAGCUACUUUUUCAUGUAUUGUAUGCGGCAGAACAUGACGGUGUGGCAAGACACGCCAUUAAACUGCACAGAGGUAAGGGAGCCACUGCCAGCCAGAGAAAAGAAUGGCUGCUGAACAACUGCAGGAAGCUGUCUGGUCUCCUCCAUCAGAAGAACGUAGUCCUCAACAAGCUGAAGAACGCCAUCAAAGCGGUGGAGAAGGACCCGGGGCUGUCUCCAGAGGAGAAGCUCUUCCAAGUUCACACCUUUGAAAUCUUCCAGAAGGAGCUGAAUGAGAGUGAGAACUCCGUGUUCCAGGCCGUCCAUGGGCUCCGCAGAGCAUUGCAGGGAGACUAUAAAGAUGUGGUGAACAUGAAGGAGAGCAGCAGGCAGAGGCUGGAAGCUUUACGAGAAGCCGCCAUAAAGGAAGAAAAGGAAUAUGUAGAGCUUCUGGCAGCUGAGAAACAUCAGGUGGAAGCCAUGAAGAAUAUGCAGCAUCAAAAUAAAAGCUGGUCCAUGCUCGAUGAGAUUCUUGAAGAUGUCCGGAAAGCAGCAGAUCGACUGGAAGAAGAAAUAGAGGACCACGCUUUUGAUGAUAAUAAAGCGGUUCGUGGUGUAAAUGUUGAGGCUGUCCUACGUGUAGAAGAAGAUGAAGUAAAGAGGAAUACAUCUCAGCACGUGGUAGAGGAUGACUUGGGACUCAGUAUGCUGAUUGACUCUCAAAAUAACCAGUACAUCUUGACCAAACCCAGGGAUUCUACCAUACCACGCGCUGACCACCAUUUCAUUAAGGAUAUUGUGACGAUAGUAAUGGUGUCUCUGCCUUGUGGAUGGGUAUGUUCCAUGAUCGGACUGCCAACAAUGUUUGGCUAUAUCAUCUGUGGUGUUCUUCUAGGACCGUCGGGAUUGAACAGUAUAAAGUCUAUUGUCCAAGUGGAAACUCUCGGAGAGUUUGGUGUCUUUUUCACACUUUUUCUCGUUGGAUUGGAAUUUUCCCCAGAAAAACUAAGAAAGGUAUGGAAAAUUGCUGUGCAAGGGCCGUGUUUCAUGACAGUUUUGAUGAUCGCAUUUGGUUUACUAUGGGGGCACUUCCUGCAGAUAAAACCUGCUCAGAGUGUCUUCAUUUCAACAUGUUUGUCUUUGUCUAGCACUCCCUUGGUAUCCAGGUUCCUUGCAGGCAGCUCUCGAGGAGAUAAAGAUGGUGACAUUGAUUAUAGUAGUGUAUUGCUCGGUAUGCUGGUGAUGCAGGAUGUCCAGCUCAGUCUUUUCAUAGCUGCGAUGCCGACUCUUAUGCAAGCAGGAGGGAACACUUACUCCAGUGUUGUCUUGGAGAUUUUCCGGAUUCUGACGCUGAUUGGACAGAUAGUCUUCUCUUUGGUUGCAGUCGUUCUCAUCUGUCUUAUUAUGAAGACCUAUCUCAUCGGGCCUUAUUAUCGAAAACUACAUCAUGAAAGUAAAGGAAAUAAAGAAAUUCUGGUCAUGGGAAUCUCUGCUUUCGUUUUUCUUAUGCUGACGCUUACAGAACUACUGGAUGUGUCGAUGGAAUUGGGUUGUUUCCUAGCUGGCGCUCUCAUUUCGUCCCAAGGACACAUGGUUACUGAGGAAAUUAUGUCGUGCAUUGAGCCCAUAAGAGAUUUCCUGGCUAUUAUUUUCUUUGCUUCUAUAGGACUUCAUGUAUUUCCAACAUUUGUAAUUUAUGAGUUAACAAUUCUUUUAUCCUUGACAUUGACACUGGUGAUAAUGAAGUUUGUGUUGGCAGUGCUUGUACUGUCUUUGAUUCUGCCACAAAGCAGCCAGUACAUUAAGUGGAUCGUGUCGGCAGGGCUGGCUCAAGUCAGCGAGUUUUCAUUUGUUUUAGGCAGCAGAGCCCGCAGGUCGGGGAUCAUCUCACGAGAGGUCUACCUCCUUAUCCUGAGUGUGACAACACUAAGCCUUCUCCUAGCACCUGCUCUGUGGAGAGUAGCUAUUACCAAAUGUGUCCCAAGACCAGAUAAACGGCCGAAUACUUAAUAACCUUCAGAUUAUGGACAUCACCAGUGUUUCUUAGACCAUGUAUGUCACAGACAACUGUGUAGCCCUUUGAGGUAAAGCUUGUUUGGGUCAUGCUUCUGGGAUCACCGAGUCCUCACCCUGUUUAAUUUUGGUCAUGGUCCACCAUACAUAAUUUUUACAACAACUUCCUGGAGAUAAACUUGAAUAUUUCUUCUCUAUGUGCCUUUUAAUCUAAAUAUUGUUUCAUUUUAUCUUUUUUUUUUUUUUUUGAGCGUCAUCUUGAAGUAUUUUUAUUGCACUACUAAGUGCUGUUUGCUAGGACUGUUGGAUCAAGGCUCAAGUAAAUGGAAAAUCAACACAAUUGAAUGGUUUAUGGGAUAGGCAGCAGAUCACGCAUCAUAGCACUUGCAAUGGAAGUUAAGGUCAUGGUCAAAGUGUUGUUAGGACACAUACCCAUUUUCUAUUAUUAAGAUGCAGAGUUCCCCGCAGUAUCCUGGUUACGGCAGCACAUUUGCAGGUUCUUCUGUAUCAUAGAAAUAUUUUGUACGAAGGACAGAUGUAUAUUGGGUUUAUCCAGGAUUCUUUUCUUGUAUGAAGUUUUUGUGUCUUCUCCUUUUAUGUAAGAAUUGGUAGGGAGAUAAAUUUUUGUCUUCAAUGGCGUUAUUUAUUUAAUUCUAGUCGGGUGCAACAUAUUUCAGAUAUUCGAGCACACUACGCAUAUAAUUGCAGCUAUGGAAUGUGUUUUCUUAAAAGCUUUUCUAUGUGGAAAGUACCAGAGACCAAAAAUAAAAUUGUGUUUUAUUCGGUCAUAAACAAUUGCAGUAACUAUGAUUUCCCCUACAGUCAAUUUGAAAGACAUGGUUCUGCAAUGUGAAACCUUUAGGGUCUUUUACAUGGGGCGAUUAUCGGGCAAACAGGUUGAUAAUUGUUCUGUGUACAAGACCCAAUGAUCAGACAAUAAAUGACAAAUUAUACACCAAAUGUAUGCAGAGGCAACUGAUUCUUAAAGGGAAACUGUCAGCAGGUUCACCUGCUCUAAAGCCAAUACACAGGGUUAUAGUGUGGGUGAACCAGAACACAAUGGGGUAUCACUUACCUGGAUCCAGACCCAGACAAUGUAUUAGCUGGGAUUCCUGUUCUGAAAUUGGCUGGCUUUGCACAAUGGAGGCGGGACCCGACAUACCCAGCAUCCUUGCCUCCAUCCCCUUUGUACGGAUAUGUGUGCUCAUCACGCUCACAUGGGCGAAGGGGUCCCAUGAAUAUUCAGGGAUGUUGGAUAUGGUGGGUGCUUCCUCCAUUGCGCAAAGCGGCUAAUACAAAGGGUAAUUCUAGAACCGGACCGCAGAUCUGAGUGAUACCUCAUUGUAAUGUACGAUUUUGCACAAAUGUUACUUGCACAAAAUAUUUCAACACUGCAUGCAAGAAUAGCUUGUAACUGACAAAAGUCAUAAUGAAUAAAAAUUAACUGAUAAAAAUCAGACAUUACUUUUGAAUCGUGGUUUUUGAAAAACAAAAAAUGAAACUGGCCUGGACUAAAAAAAUAGCCCUUGAACUAAAUAUAUUGUUGCACAACCUUUUCAGGCUGUCACUGCAGUCAUGUGAUUUCUGGAUCUCUCAUUGAGACUUCUGCACUUUUCUUCAGGUAUCUUGGCCGACUCCUCAUAAGAUACUGCUCCAGCUGUCUUAGGUGUGAAAGGGUCUUCUACAGACUGCAGGUUCCUUCCUCAGAUCUUUAAUAGGAUCCAGAUCAGGGCUCAUAGAAGACCACUUCUGAACAGUCCAAUGUUUUGCUCUUAGCUGUGUGUUUUGUGAUCAUUAUCCUUUUGGAGGACCCAUGACCUGUGUCUGAGACCAAGCUUCCUGACACUGGGCAGCACUUUCACUCCAGAAUGCCUUGUGAGAUUUCAUUGUACAGAUUCAAGGCACAGCAGCCCCAAAACCUAACCGAGCCUCCUCCAUGCCUCACAGUACCUUUUUGUGUCUUUGAACAUAUAGCUGAUGUUACUUGCCAAAUAUCUCCGAUUAUGCCUUAUCUGUCCAAAGGACAUUCUCCUGGAAGCUUUUUUGGCUUGUCAAUCUGCAUUUUGGCAAAUUCCAGGCUCACUUUUUUAUGAUUUGCUUUUAACAGUUGUGUCGUCCUUGGACCUUCCAUUAAAUCCACUUAAGUCCACAGCAGCGGAUGGUGAGAUAUGAUACUGAUGUACCUAGACCUUGGAGUUCAUCUCUAAUGUCUUUUGAAGUUCUGGGCCUUUUGGUUACCUUUCGUAUAAUCCGUCUCUUCGAUUUGUCAUAAGUUUUCCUUGUGUGCACAUCCAGGAAGGUAGGCUACAGUCCUGUGGACCUUAAACUCCUGAAUAUGUGCAACUGUAGUCCCAGGAACAUCAAUCUGCUUGGAGAUCUUGGAGGUCCUAUAGCCUUUACCUUUAACAUGCUUGUAUAUAAUUUUCUUUCUUAUCUUCUAAGACAACUCUCUCCUUGGCUUUCUGCAGUCCAUAUUAAGUGUGGUACACACCAUGAUACCAAACAGCACAGUGACUACUUUUAAGGUGUGCAGGACACACCUUAGUUUAACAUGUUCCUAUAGUCAAAAUAUUUAUUUUCUAGGGGUGCCAUCAUUUUCGUCUAGGCCAGUUGGAUUAUUUUGUUUUUCUAAAUAAUUCUGUUAAACCACAAUAUAAAAGUUAAUGUCUGAUGUUCAUUUUCAGCACAUUUUUAUUAUAACUUUUGUAGUUUCAAGUUAUUUCAGGGAGCGUCAUGGGGGUUUCUGUCUUUAACGGAAGGGUACCAACAAUUUUGUCCACUUCUGUAUUUUAGUAAGUACUCCCCCAAGUGUAAAACAAAAAAAAAAAGAAAAAUAGGACCGGCACUGCUUCUAGCUGUAUAUGAGGAUCUAGGUGUGCUGAUGGCUGGCUGGUAGUUGCAUAUAGAGUAGUGGUGGUGCUCUGGCUAGGCACAGUAUGGUACAGGAGAGAUAUGAAGAAAUUGAGAUAGUUGGCAACUCACAGGCCAGACGAAGCACGUGAACCGUGCGAAACAACGGCUGCUGUCGCCUUCCACAUACCCCCCCAACUGUGUCCCUCUCUGUUGUCCGUGUUAUGUGAGUAUUCUCUACCAUAAAGAAGAGUGAGAAGCAUCGGUGAGUUGCCGACUCUUUCAAUUUCUUCAUAUUUCUCCUGCUCCCCCAAGUGUUACCAUCGGGACAGUGAGUAGCAAUAUAUAUUUUUUUUAAAUGCAAUUUUCGGAAAUGGUACUGGGCUCACUCCCAUCUGGACAAUGUUAUUUUUGUGUUUCCUAAGUGUGUAGCUGGUAUUUUCUAGUACCGACUGUUAACUCAUUCCAGUUUCACAGAGACCAAAUGGUAUAAGGGAAUGUUUGUUAGAGCACACUAAAGCUCUUCAAAACACUGCUGCUCCUUAACUAAUAAAAAAAUGUAUUGCUUUUGUUUAGGGACGAAUGCAGGACCAAGUUUUUGUUUUUGUCUUAAAAGAACCCUACACAUUCUUUUCUUUAUCUAGUUUUCCAGUGGUCUAACUUUUGUAUACAUUGUCCAAUGGUUUGGGUUUGCUUAAUAUUUACUUGUCUUCAAAGGGUUAUGCUCAUCCUAAAAUGUUAGGCUAUACCAUAACGUUCAGAUCAGUAAGGGUUUCAGAACUGACCUCUGGGACUCCCACUGACCAUAAGAAUGAAAGGUCAAAUUCCUUUUGGCUUAUUACUUGCACAAGGUAGAUCCUGGCCACCAUCUGUGCAGGAAACUGUAGCAAAGUCUCAUUCAAGUCAAUAGGGCUGGGUUGUAGUUCCUUGCACAGGACAUAAUGAGAGUGUUGCUGUGGGGUCCUGAGGUUGGACCUGAAGAUUUUAGGAUAUGCAGCAUUUUUGGUGAUCGUUCAUUCUGAACAUUAGUGAGGGUCUAGACAGUCAGUCUCCCACCAAUCGGCAAAUGCCAUCACUUACUGUCAUGGAAAUAACCCUGUAAAUGAAAUGGACAGUAAUUGUUGAUUUUAUCAGGGAUAAUGUGAAUGGUUGUAUUACUUGAAGGUUAAAAUAAAGAGAAUCUAAACUUUUCUUGCACAUCUUUUCAUUAGGUGUAUCAAAUAUAUCUCGUGUCUCUGCUGCACUCCUUUCUGCGCAAGGAAAAUGACUGUAUAUACUGACUUGGUUAACAGCUUUCUACAUUUUAAAGAGUACCUAUCAUCAAAAAAAGUUUUGAUAUGUUAAAGCUGAUUGUAUAUAGAACAACUUUGUAAUUAGAUUUAAUUUAAAAAAAAUGCUUCCUUUUAUGUGUUUUUUAGUUUUGAAAAUGUGGCCACUAGGGGUCUCCCUAGCCACAAGCUUUUCAUUGAUUUCGGACUCACGCCAGCCUGACAGUGAGUCCGAAAUCGCAGUGCUGGCUGAGCACGUGACCAGCUCAGCGCAGUUCCCCGCCUGUCAAUCAGACAGGCGGGAGCGCUGUGCUCACAUGCAGGGCACUGAACACCAAGGAUAAGCGGCGCUCUGAACACUGGGGACAAGCGACGCUCUGAACACUGGGGACAAGCAAGCAUCUGGGGACAAGCAA
Messenger RNA from Hyla sarda, 6778 nucleotides. RefSeq names its product transmembrane and coiled-coil domains 3 (gene SLC9D1). The coding region runs from base 220 to 2241 and encodes 673 amino acids. Gene Ontology annotation, biological process: proton transmembrane transport; potassium ion transmembrane transport. The transcript has 13 exons. Lineage: Eukaryota; Metazoa; Chordata; Amphibia; Anura; Hylidae. Gene Ontology annotation, cellular component: membrane. Gene Ontology annotation, molecular function: potassium:proton antiporter activity. The record is from RefSeq and is a predicted model, not a curated record.